GGAUCACAUGGGCGAGCGUAUAAAAAUGGGUGCUGCCCGUCCAGGCUAGUUUGCACCUGGAAAGGGAAGGCGGCUGCGGGAGCGAAGAGCCGCGGGACAGAGCCGGGGAGGGAAGAGCCGCGGGACAGAGCCGGGCGCUGCGCUCAGAGCCUGCCAAGAGAAAGCGAUGGAAAGCCCAGGGAAGGGCAGCCCUGCUGGGAAGAUGACAGCCAUGGCUCACAGCCUGUCCCAAUUAAUGGAUUCUGACAUGGAUUAUGAGAGGCCAAACGUAGAAACCAUCAAGUGCGUCGUGGUCGGGGACAACGCGGUGGGCAAGACCCGGCUCAUCUGUGCCCGUGCCUGCAACGCCACCUUGACCCAGUACCAGCUCCUCGCCACCCACGUGCCCACGGUGUGGGCCAUCGACCAGUACCGCGUCUGCCAGGAGGUGCUGGAGCGCUCCCGGGAUGUGGUAGAUGAUGUCAGCGUGUCCUUGCGCCUCUGGGACACCUUUGGGGACCACCACAAGGACAGGCGCUUUGCCUAUGGCAGGUCCGACGUUGUGGUUUUGUGCUUCUCCAUCGCCAACCCCAACUCCCUGCACCAUGUGAAGACCAUGUGGUACCCGGAGAUCAAACACUUCUGCCCCCGCGCCCCCGUCAUCCUGGUGGGCUGCCAGCUCGACCUGCGCUACGCCGACCUGGAGGCCGUCAACCGGGCACGGCGGCCCUUGGCCAGGCCAAUUAAACCUAACGAGAUCCUUCCCCCGGAGAAGGGCAGGGAGGUCGCCAAGGAGCUGGGGAUCCCUUAUUACGAGACCAGCGUGGUGGCCCAGUUCGGCGUCAAGGACGUCUUUGACAACGCCAUCCGUGCCGCCCUCAUCUCCCGCCGCCACCUGCAGUUCUGGAAGUCCCACCUGCGCAACGUGCAGCGGCCCCUGCUCCAAGCCCCCUUCCUGCCCCCCAAGCCCCCUCCUCCCAUCAUCAUAGUCCCGGACCCCCCUUCCAACAACGAGGAGCGUCCGGCCCACCUUCUGGAGGACCCCCUGUGCGCGGACGUCAUCCUGGUGCUGCAAGAGAAGAUCAAAAUCUACGCACACAAGAUCUACCUCUCCACCUCCUCCUCCAAGUUUUACGACCUGUUCCUCAUGGACCUGAGCGAGGAGGACCAGCAGAGCACUGCGGGGCACGGCUUCGGGGUGGCCGUCACGGCGGCCGCCGAGCGGAUGCUGCACCAGGAGGAGAGGCACCACGGGCGGGAUUUCCUCCUCAGGGCCGCCAGCUUUGACAUCUGCGAGAGCGCCGAGGAGGCCGGACCCGGCCAGCGCAAACCGUGCCUUAGAGCCUCCACCAGUGACGGCAUCCUGCGGGGCAACCGCUACGAGAACGGCGAGCGCGGGCUGCGGCGGGGCCGGAACCUCUCCUCAUGGAGCAGGGCCUUCACCAGCAUCCAGGAGGAGAUGGCCGAGGACCCGCUGACCUACAAGUCCAAGCUGAUGGUGGUGGUGAAGAUGGACGCGUCCAUCCAGCCGGGUCCUUUCCGGGCCGUGCUGAAGUACCUGUACACGGGCGAGCUGGACGAGAACGAGCGGGACCUCAUGCACAUCGCUCACAUCGCCGAGCUGCUGGAGGUGUUCGACCUGCGCAUGAUGGUGGCCAACAUCCUCAACAACGAGGCGUUCAUGAACCAGGAGAUCACCAAAGCCUUCCACGUCCGGAGGACCAACCGGGUGAAGGAAUGCCUGGCCAAGGGGACUUUCUCGGAUGUCACCUUCGUGCUGGAUGACGGUGCUAUCAGUGCCCACAAGCCCCUGCUCAUCUCCAGCUGCGACUGGAUGGCCGCGAUGUUCGGCGGCCCCUUCGUGGAGAGCUCCACCAACGAGGUGGCACUUCCUCACACCAGCAAGAGCUGCAUGCGGGCGGUGCUGGAGUACCUGUACACGGGGCAGUUCAGCUCCAGCCCCGACCUGGACGACAUGAAGCUCAUCAUCCUCGCCAACCGCCUCUGCCUGCCGCACCUGGUGGCUCUCACAGGUGAGUCUGGGUGGCUGCGGCCCGGCAGGGUGACUGUCACCCGUGCCAGCCGCCCCCUGAGCCCGCGUGUCCCCCGUGCAGAGCAGUACACGGUCACCGGCCUGAUGGAGGCGGCGCAGAUGAUGGUGGACAUCGAUGGGGACGUGCUGGUGUUCCUGGAGCUGGCUCAGUUCCACUGCGCCUACCAGCUGGCCGACUGGUGCCUGCACCACAUCUGCACCAACUACAACAACGUCUGCCGCAAGUUCCCCCGGGACAUGAAGGCCAUGUCGGGAGAGAACCAGGAGUACUUCGAGAAGCACCGCUGGCCGCCGGUGUGGUACCUGAAGGAGGAGGAUCACUACCAGCGGGCGAAGAAGGAGCGGGAGAAGGAAGACUACCUCCACCUCAAACGGCAGCCCAAGAGGCGGUGGCUCUUCUGGAAUGCCUCCUCCUCCCCUUCUUCCUCUCCUUCAUCGUCGGCAGCCACAGCCUCCUCUUCCUCCUCCUCCUCCUCCUCCUCGGCUGUGGUUUGAAAGCCCCGUCCUUGCCCUGGCUCCAGCGUCGCUGGGAGGAGACGGGGAGGAGGAGGAGGAGGAGGAAGGGGGGGAUGCCCUGCCCCAGCGCCGGGCGUGGAGCGGCUCCGGCCCCGCAGCAGAGGGGCGGCCGCUGGGGAGGGGCUCAGCCCGGCUCCCCCUGCCCGCGGCAGGACUGGCAGAGCCCGAGCAGCAGGAGGAACUCGCGUUUACAGGAGCACGAGGGCUGUGUUGUGGUUUCAUUUCACGGGGAGUUUUUGUUGGAAAUCGGUUUUGUUUUUUGGAACAUCAUCAGCAUGAGGAAGAAGAAGAAGAAGAAACGCAUCCAGCUUCCACUCUGAUUUGGAACCAGAAGCUCUGGGAUGUGGUUUGGGUGUCUGAUGGCAUCUCACCACCUGGAGCCACCGUGGGGGUCCUGCCACCCCCUUGGACUCACAGCAGGGUCAGGCACAGGGCAGGGGACCCUGGUCCCCAAACGCCUCCAGGCACUGCAGGAUUUCCCCUACACGUGGGGUCAGUCCUAAUUCAGGGCGUGGAGAGGACCAGACUCCUCUCCUCCCUGUUCUUAACUCUUCAGUUUUGUUUAGACAGAAACUUAAAGCAAAAAAAAAAAAAAAAAACCCAAACCCAAACCCACUCCCUCAAUCUGCCACACCAGAAACCAACCCCGAGCCCUGGGCUCGGGAUUUUAGCCUGGAAGGCCCCAUUGUAAUAAAUGGUAUUUUAAAAGCC
Haemorhous mexicanus (house finch) is the source of this 3259-nucleotide messenger RNA. It is a transcript of the gene RHOBTB2, whose product is annotated as Rho related BTB domain containing 2. The record is from RefSeq and is a predicted model, not a curated record. Gene Ontology annotation, biological process: small GTPase-mediated signal transduction. Gene Ontology annotation, molecular function: GTPase activity; GTP binding; protein binding. Bases 167 to 2527 code for a protein of 786 amino acids. The transcript is spliced from 10 exons. NCBI's taxonomy places the organism in Eukaryota, Metazoa, Chordata, Aves, Passeriformes, Fringillidae.